AUGCUUCGUUCUGAAGGACUUAACUGCGAAAUUCCUGUGAAUAAUUCAUUUUCACCAUACUCGGACGUAAGAAGGAACGGAGUGACUCAAAGUGACAAUUUUCAAGAUUGUUCCGGAUAUACAAAUGUUCCGACAACAUUUAAAGGCUAUGACUGUAGUUAUUCCAACCCGGACGCUGGAAAUGUGGAGUCCGAAUACAAUGUUUACGAAACACUGGGCGAUGAAAACAAUGUUGGAACGACUAAUAGUGAAUCUAACGAGGAAGAUGGUAUCAGAAAUGACUUUAACUCUUGCAGAAAAGCGCCAGGAAAUAUUCAAACGCAAAACCAAGUAAUGGAUUAUCCUUCGUGUCGGAAGUUUUCAGUGAUUUCUCAAGCCGCACAGUACGCGUCCAUUCCGAAUUUUGCCACGGGCAACGGUGACUACGCAAAACCGGCGUACGGAAACAGUGUCACGUACCCGACAACUUUUCACAGACAAAAUCCGGCAUAUCAGAUGUAUUCCGACGCCUUCAAUGUCGGUCAGAUGUAUUACCAUGGGCAGAUGUCGCCGGCAAUCGGGCAUUCACCUCCUGGUUUGAUGCCGCUGGGCUGCGUGCAACCAAACCCGGCGGCCGGAUUUUAUCCGCAUGGAAGUAUAUGCGUAUAUCUGUGUAACCGGGACCUUUGGGCUAAAUUUCACCAACACACGUGCGAAAUGAUCAUAACCAAACAAGGGAGACGCAUGUUUCCGACCCUACAGUACAGCCUAACCGGUUUAGAUCCCCACUCUCAGUACAACGUAUUUGUAGAUAUAGUUCUGGCAGACAACAGCCACUGGAAGUUCCAGAACGGACACUGGGUGCCAUGCGGACAGGCGGAACAACUACCUCAAAAUGGGCGUGUUUACCUGCAUCCAGAUUCACCAAACUCUGGAGCUCAUUGGAUGAAGCAGGACAUUGUGUUCGGCAAGCUGAAAUUGACCAACAACAAAAAUGCAGAAGCUGGACAUGUACGGCAGGUUAUACUAAAUUCCAUGCACAAGUACCAGCCACGCAUCCACGUGAUCCAAGUUGACUCUUGUGCACCGGAAGACCAAAAGAGCCUCCAGACGCAUUCAUUUCCGGAAACACAAUUCAUUGCUGUGACAGCGUACCAAAAUACAGACAUCACACAGUUAAAGAUAGAUCAUAAUCCGUUUGCAAAAGGCUUCAGGGAUAGCUUUGACAGAGGGCCAGGCAGAAUGACACCUUCUCCACCUGGAUUUCAGAACGUUUCCCAAAAUUCCGGCUGUUUUCCUUUCUCUAUACCGCGGGCGAUCACGUUCACGAAUCGAUUACCACAUAAUCGAUCCCUCACAGGCUCCAAUGGAAACCAGUCAUUCUUUAACCAAUCAAAUGAGGAUUUGUCGACUACGUCAUGCCGACAAAGAGAUACAAACUCGAUGGUAAAAUAUUACUCGAGAAAUAGUGUAAAUAACGAAAACGUAGAUACAUCCCCACGACAAGCUGAAAGUUCUGAAGGUUCGAGCCAACAGUCGACUUUCCACCAGACCAGUCCGACGAAUGGUUUUCAAAGUUCGAUUUCUGACGUAGAUGUCAAGCCAAACCCUUGUCAGCUUGUUCCAAACUGGCAUCAAACAUCGAAUAUGAAAAGAAAUGAUAUCUUGGACAGUUCCGAGACACCAAACAAACGUCCAAAAAUUAAUGACUGUAAUAACAGCCAAAAUCAAAUAUCUCACAACCCUGAUAACAGCGCAUGCGCAAGUCCCACGCAGCCGCAGUUGCAAGAUCAAGUAACAGGCGGAAUACUUCGGACCGGAAGUCACUAUCAUACAAGCAGCGAAUUGACAGUUGAUAAUUGUAAAGCAGAGAGAGAAACAUGGUGA
Molecule: messenger RNA, 1866 nt
Organism: Mercenaria mercenaria
Lineage: Eukaryota; Metazoa; Mollusca; Bivalvia; Venerida; Veneridae
Product: T-box transcription factor T-like
Exons: 6
Coding region: 1-1866 (621 amino acids)
Biological process (GO): cell fate specification; regulation of transcription by RNA polymerase II; positive regulation of DNA-templated transcription
Cellular component (GO): nucleus
Molecular function (GO): RNA polymerase II cis-regulatory region sequence-specific DNA binding; DNA-binding transcription factor activity, RNA polymerase II-specific
Source: RefSeq, a predicted model, not a curated record